GGAAAAAGAGAACCAGGCUGCGGUCGUCUCCUUUCCAGCUACUACACGCCAUGUUCCAACUCCGUGGAGUUCUAGCGCCCUUCCGGGCUCUAGAACGAGCCAUUGCGCCCUCCACCCUUCGCGUCGCCUCGUACUCGACCUCGAUCCUCUCCUCCCGACCCGUCCUCAACUCCGCCAUCACAAACCCCUCCUCCUCGUCCUCCACGACAUUAACAAGAAGCAACACCACCCGCCUCCUCCCGCCCACCACGACCUCUCUCCUCAACAACCUCCUCACCCAGCAACAAAUCCGUCACGCCUCGCACGCCUCCCAAGGAACCGCGAACCGGCACUCGCGCGAUCCGGCCGGCAAGCGUCUCGGCGCGAAGCGCUCCGCCGGCGAGUACGUGGUGCCCGGGUGCAUCAUCUUCAAGCAGCGGGGGACGAAGUGGUUCCCUGGCGAGAACUGCGGCAUGGGGCGGGACCACACGAUCUACAGCAUGCAGUCCGGCUACGUGCGGUACUACCUGGACCCGGAGCGGCACCCGGACCGCAAGUUCAUCGGCGUCGUCUUCGAGAAGGACGGCAAGCUGCCCACGCCGCGCAACGCGCCCACCCGCCGCCGCCUCGGCCGCGUCGCCGUGCGCUUCGAUCCCGCCGACCUGCCCGUCAACCAAAAGCAAACCGACCUGGUGGCCGAGGUCACCGCGGAGGGCACGACGGUCGGGGAUGUGCCCGCGGUCGAUGCGGAGGCCGGCUUGCGCUUCCGCCCCGGCUACAUGUACCGUGAGGCGAACUGGCAGAUCGGUCGCGCCGCGGAGAAGGCUGGCAUCACCGCCCUGCCCCAUCGUCGCAAGAACCGCUGGCUGGCGUGGCGCAAGAGAACGGCCAAGGCUGAGCGCGUCGCUCAGAUGAAGAGCUUGAAGGGCUCCAAGAAGGCCGCUAAGAAGGCGAAGAAAUAGACGGGAGCCUGGAAAUUUCCCGGGCCGUUGGGUCUUUCUUUUGUGAGAGCCGGGUUUUUGGACUUGAUCUUGUAGCCGGUUAUUGUCCACUCUCGCCUUUCUUUUCUUGCUCGCUCGGCUGCUUUGCUUGCUUGCUCUACGUCCGUGAUGUGACCUACUCGGUCCCUGGCAUGCAGUGAAUUUCUUUUUCUUUCUUUCUCAUUCUCGUCUCUGGCAUUUGCGUACAGUCAUGGGGUUUAUUUUAUUGGGUGUUUACUUUUCCAUUUUUCAUGUAUUAUAAGAUAAGAUGUCUCCAGUAUGUCUCUGUUUCCGCCUACAUGUGCAAAUAGAACGCUUCUUCAAGUGGUUCAAGAGCAAUUGUCAUGAUUGUUAUCAUUGAAAUAGUGGAUUGCGCAGCUAAAAUUCUCACAAAGAAGGGUAUA
Messenger RNA from Aspergillus aculeatinus CBS 121060, 1363 nucleotides. Its product is annotated as mitochondrial 54S ribosomal protein bL27m. Gene Ontology annotation, molecular function: structural constituent of ribosome. Gene Ontology annotation, biological process: translation. Bases 51 to 941 code for a protein of 296 amino acids. The record is from RefSeq and is a predicted model, not a curated record. Gene Ontology annotation, cellular component: mitochondrial large ribosomal subunit; ribosome. Lineage: Eukaryota; Fungi; Ascomycota; Eurotiomycetes; Eurotiales; Aspergillaceae. The transcript has a single exon.